AUGGAGUACGAGGAAGGCAGCAAGUGGUGGGCGCCUGAGGUGUUUCCGGCGAACCAUCUGGACUCCGAUCGAGACUACAACGUGAAGGUCCGUGAGCGCUGCGUGGACCCCAAUGCUGACAGCGACUAUCUUGCCGACAAGCUUCGCACAGCCGCGGCGCCGGCGCUGGCGCCCGAGAAUCUGACCACUUCGGACUUGCGCAAGUACCGCCUGGACCUGCUUUGGGACCCCGGGAACCGCCGCGCCUGCGUCUUUUGGGCUUGGCAGGUGAUGUUGAAGCCCUUCGACGCGGCCUGGCCAGAAGAAGACAACGAGACCAUUGCUGGCGGCGGCCACUUUUUUGUGUACUCACGGAACAUCACGGAAGCCGCGUUCAAGUUGCCGCUGGGCAGCAACUCCCAGUACGCCGCGCGGGUCCGGGAGCGCUGCACGGACCCAGCGCAAGACGGCGAGUGGGGCUAUUUGCCGAGCCUGUGGACUGCACCCCCGGUGCAAGCAGAGAGGUUGGAGAACGUGACGAUCCUCUUCAACUGGCCCAAGCUGCUAUCCGUCCGCUUUGUGGCCGGGCCUUCAGGCUGGCUCGAAGAUCUUGCGCCAGAUGAGCCUGGAUACAACAGCCAUAGCGACUGUGUGUACACAGGCUGGUACGUAGAGGUGGCCGAUCCCAGCACACCCAACGACUGGGUUGUACAGGAAGAAUGCCUGGCGGUGUCCCGCGACUUUGAAGGCGCGAUGCGCUGA
Effrenium voratum is the source of this 741-nucleotide messenger RNA. Lineage: Eukaryota; Dinophyceae; Suessiales; Symbiodiniaceae. The record is from the annotation of a GenBank genome assembly.